Messenger RNA from Porites evermanni, 1235 nucleotides. Lineage: Eukaryota; Metazoa; Cnidaria; Anthozoa; Scleractinia; Poritidae. The record is from the annotation of a GenBank genome assembly.
AUGCCAAAAAAUAAAGUGAAGCGAUGCGCAUUUGUCUCAACUGUUGAAAUAGAGAACUAUCAAAGAGUUGAUAAAGUGCAGAAGGGCUGCGGUGAUUACACAGCAUCCACUGACGAUCUCAAGCGAGUAGACUUCAAUGUGAUUUCAGUUAAAAAGGAAGCCAGCAAGCCCUACCCUACAAGAGAGACACCUCUUGCAGGUGAUUUUGACGUAGAAUUGGACAACACUGGAGGAUCAACUGAGAAAUCAUUCACUAAGUCAAGAACAGUCGAAGCAACAUCAAGCCAAACAUACUCUGUCGAGUCGGGAACUUCAAGUAGUUUUACCGUCGGGGCUUCUGUGAGUGCAGGGUUUGAGGCACUUGGAGCUGAGUUUUCAGUUGAGCUUUCCACCGAGUUCUCAAAGUCAGGCUUCUACAACAGUGGAUACCAGAAAACUACACAAGAAAAAAUUACCACCGCUUUUCAGAUUACGUCCAAGGUGCCUGCCGGAGUCAGAACGAUCGCCCGCUUUUCCAAGCGCACCGAACCCCUCACAUUAAAGUGGGGAGCCACUAUCCAUGCAGAAGGCGAGAUCAAACUGAGUUAUACUUUUGCAAAGUUUGGUCAUCGAAUAAGGACAAACGAGACCGUCAUAGUCUCUUUGUCGCAGGUAGGUGGUGGUAAGACCUCGCCAUUGUUCUUCGAAUCCUCCGAAUUUUCGAACGCUGAGGAGGCACGCUGACCAGCGUUAUAAUGAACCAUAAAUAAUUACAACAUUAAUCGAUAUUGUUGUGUCUGAUAAAUUAAAGGUAACUUCGCCGAAAACGAUGCGAAACAAGAAAGAUACCAAGAUCUUCUACAAAGAGUGAUUAGAUUCACCGUGUGUUAAAAAAAAAAAAUAGAAAGACGAGACUGGUACGCGGUUAGCGGUAGACGCUCUCAGUAUAAGAUUGAUACUGAAAAACUUGUAGAAACGCCUGAAGUAAAUAGAAAUUGCUUGUUUUUUUUUAGGCAAUACCUUCUCGGCAAACCGUUUUUUACACCAUGGGGACGGUAAGAGCAGAGGCCAGGGUUGUUAUAGGAGCGAAGAUGGAGUCCUAUGAUGCGCAGGGGAACUUAAUCGAAUCAAAACCUGCAAGCUCAUCGCAAGUCAGUGAAGUUCGAACCAGCCGACAAAGAGACCCUGGUCAUCGUCGUUCUUUCCGAAAGAUGAAUCCCAAGCACAAGAAAAACACACAUCUUGUGGAAUACUAA